Molecule: messenger RNA, 1981 nt
Organism: Solanum lycopersicum (tomato)
Lineage: Eukaryota; Viridiplantae; Streptophyta; Magnoliopsida; Solanales; Solanaceae
Biological process (GO): dolichol-linked oligosaccharide biosynthetic process; glycolipid translocation
Cellular component (GO): endoplasmic reticulum membrane
Source: RefSeq, a predicted model, not a curated record
UUUGAUUUAAGCAAUCCCACCAUAACUCAUAAACCCGGUUCAAAGUCCACAUUAUUUAAAGUAAGAACGGGCCGUAAACAACCCAAUAAACCCAAUUUCAUUCAUGUUCUUCUUCACUUGUUCGAUCAAUCGACGCCAUAGAUAGAGAAGAGAAAUUUAGUUGAAGCAAUGUCGAAAUCAAGUGAAGAAGGUGACCGUCCGGCGAAUCUAUCGCACACAUUUAAGUACUUGCUCGCUACUCAAUUUUUAUCAAGGGGAAUACCGUUCAUAUUCAACUCUUGGAUCGUUCGACAUCUAACUGAAGAAGAUUAUGCGUUGUAUGCUGUACAAUUUCACUUGUUCAUUACUUGUGUGCUUUUUCUUAGUCGAGAGGGCUUCAGAAGAGCAUGCAUGAGGGCAGACAUUUAUAGUGGUGGAUCAUCAGGGAGAGGAAAUGCAGCAAAACUCUUGAAAGUAGCAUGGAUGACUCUCCCUUUGGGAAUAAUUAUCACAUUUGCAGGAUGUAUUUUUGUUUUAUGGUGGCAAGAACUAAGUUAUUUUAGUCAAUUUGCACAGGCUAUAUGGAUAAAUGGUUUUGCAUGUAUAUUGGAGCUACUGGCUGAACCCUUUUACAUCUUAUCUCAGAAUUUGCUUCUCCUCAAGUUGCGUCUGGUAGUUGAAAGUGUAGCUACCCUUUCACGUUGUAUAACUACUUACAUCCUCAUUGUAAAUCUACCUGGCAUGGAGAAAGCAAUCGCAUUUGCCUUGUCACAAGUCGCGUUUGGAGCUUGUGUGUUCUUUGGCUAUUGGGGCUACUUUCUUCUUUUCCACGUGUAUAGCUGUUCUGAUCUCUUCCCUUUUAGUGUAGGAAGUGGAGGCAUUGAUGAACAACUUUCAAAAAUGUGUAUGUUGUUUACCUUUCAAUCUUUCCGCAAGUUGAUUCUUCAAGAAGGAGAAAAGAUGGUUCUUGUAUGGUUGGACACACCAUAUAAUCAAGCAGUAUAUGGGCUUGUAGAUAAACUAGGCAGCUUAGUGGUUAGGCUGGUGUUUCUCCCAUUUGAAGAAAGUUCAUAUGCUACAUUUGCAAGGUCUGCAUCAGGUGAACAGACUCAGAAGCAAAAGAAACUGGGAAAAAGUUUGACCGAAGCGUUGAAACUUGUUUUAUUAAUAGGUUUGGUAGUCAUGGCCUUUGGCCCUAGCUAUUCGUACUCUCUCAUUAGGUUGCUGUAUGGUCGCAAGUGGAGCGACGGAGAAGCCUCAACAGCUCUACGAUACUAUUGCCUCUAUGUAAUUCUGUUGGCCAUGAAUGGAACAUCAGAAGCAUUUUUGCAUGCAGUCGCAAAUGAGAUUCAACUCAAGCGCUCAAAUGAUUCCUUGCUUGUGUUCUCAUUGAUUUAUUUGGUGUUGAAUGUGUCUCUUAUACAUUCAGCUGGUGCUAUUGGGUUGAUUUUAGCUAAUUCUUUGAAUAUGGCUCUUAGGAUCACUUACUCAGCAGUAUUCAUCAGGAACUAUUUCCAGGAUUCAUCCUCAUUUUCCUUUCGCAGAUGUCUGCCUUCCGGUUGGACCUUUCUACUUUUUUCUGGAAUAGUCACUCUAGUUUCAGAAAAGAUAUUUCUGGAUCCGGAUGACUUCUGGAGAACAUUUAGCAUUCACUUCUUAGUGGGCAUAACCAGUUUCAUGCUAGCAGCCUUUAUCAUCUAUCGUCGCGAGAGGACCUUUAUCAAUAAUAUCAUACGUUUCCGGGAGCAUGCUGACUGAAGAAGAAAGUCCCACUCCAGUCAAAGCAGCAACUUAUAAGGGGUGCUCGAUGCCUUUAAAAAUGAGGUAUACGCUUUAAGCCCGAGAAAAACUUACCCGCACCGAGACUUUACACCAAGCCAAUACAUGCCUGUUAUGUGUUUAAAUCGAAGGGCCUAUUUGUUUCAUUAAUAAUAAAAUUAUUGUAGGCAUUUUUUAACAAGAUGAAACAUAUUAUAUUUUUAAAUUUAUUUGUCUUUUUUUU